AAGACGUGUCUAAUUUCCUCUCCUAAAAACCUAUACAUACAACACAUUAUCUCUAUAUAUAUACAGAUCUGAAACCCCAGAAAAACCAUUUCCAAAUUUCAACUAUCAAAUCCAUCAAUUAUGACUUUCAAAGAAACAAAAAAAGACGAAGCAAGUUCAUCAACCCACAUCCUAAAUCUCCCACCAACUGAAACAACCCCACUUAUAAAACCAUCAUCCCAAAAACAUCUUUCAUCAAAUUUCAAAACCUUUGCCAAUGUUUUCAUCGCCAUUGUCGGCGCCGGCGUUCUGGGUCUUCCCUACACUUUCAAACGCACCGGUUACGCCACCGGAACUCUCACCGUCUUCGCCGUUGCUUACUUUACAAACCAUUGUAUGCUGCUUUUAGUCAAGACCCGAAAAAAACUUGAAUCCGUAAACGGGUUUUCAAAAAUUAACUCAUUUGGUGAUUUGGGCUUUGUUGUUGCUGGCCCAAUUGGCAGGUCUGCUGUUGAUGUAAUGAUUGUACUUUCACAGGCUGGAUUUUGUGUUAGUUAUUUGAUUUUUGUAUCUAAUACUUUGGUUAAUAUAUUUGAUUUGGAAUUAGUUAAUGGUGUUAGUAAUUUUCGGGUUUUCGGAUUGUCUGCGAAAACAUUUUAUAUAUGGUUAUGUUUUCCUUUUCAAUUAGGAUUGAAUGCUAUUCCAACUUUGACACAUUUAGCCCCUAUAAGUAUAUUUGCUGAUAUAGUUGAUAUAGGUGCAAUGGGUGUUGUUAUGGUUGAGGAAGUUAUGAUAUAUGUGAAUUCGAGUAAUGUGUUGAAAGCGUUUGGUGGGUUUUCGGUUUUCUUUUAUGGGCUUGGGGUGGCGGUUUAUGCGUUUGAAGGGAUCGGGAUGGUGUUGCCGUUGGAAUCAGAGACGGCGAAGAAAGAUAAGUUUGGGAAUGUGUUGAGUGUGACUGUUGGGUUUAUUGCGUUGAUGUUUGCGGCGUUUGGUGUAAUUGGUUAUUUUGCGUUUGGUGAUGAGACGAAGGAUAUUAUUACUACGAAUUUAGGGGAAGGGUGGUUGAGUGGUGUGGUUCAGUUGGGACUUUGUUUGAAUUUGUUUCUUACGUUUCCGAUCAUGAUGAAUCCGGUUUAUGAGGUUUUUGAAAGGAUGUUUUGUGAUGGGAAGUAUAGUUUGUGGGUGAGAUGGGGUAUGGUUUUAGUGGUGACUUUUGUGGCGCUUUUGGUACCUAAUUUUGCGGAUUUCUUGUCUUUGGUUGGAAGUAGUGUUUGUAUUGUAUUAGGGUUCGUGUUGCCUGCGUUGUUUCAUUUGAUGGUGUUUAGAGAUGAAUUGAGUAUAAUUUGGUGGAUCAAAGAUGGAGCGUUUAUUGUUUUUGGUGUGCUUUUGGCUGUUACCGGCACAUGGACUUCUUUGCAGGAGAUUUUUGCACCUAAGGCUUGAAGAGCUAACGGCAGUCAUUUCAUUGUCAAAUCUUAAAACGCGCAGUCAAAAGGUGAAGUGAUGAGAUUGUUGACAUUGGUUUUGCUUGUGAAGAUAUUCUAGCAUGGAUUGAAAUGGUGUAUGUUUUGUGGAUAUGCAAGGGGUUAUAUUAAUAAUGUACCUUCGAUUUGACAACCUUGAUUCAUGAUUGUGAAUUAUUUAAGCCAUGCUUAAACGAUGCUACCUAAUGAUGAUUGAAUCUAAAGGAUUGAAUGUAUGAAGGUAAAAUUUGUGUUUCUAUGUAUGUUAAGCAAUUUAUACAAUAUAUGUACUGUUCAAAUGAAGAAACUUUUCUUGAAAA
This is a messenger RNA of Erigeron canadensis, 1762 nucleotides long. RefSeq names its product amino acid transporter AVT3A. Gene Ontology annotation, molecular function: amino acid transmembrane transporter activity. The transcript has a single exon. Bases 121 to 1422 code for a protein of 433 amino acids. Gene Ontology annotation, cellular component: vacuolar membrane. The record is from RefSeq and is a predicted model, not a curated record. Lineage: Eukaryota; Viridiplantae; Streptophyta; Magnoliopsida; Asterales; Asteraceae. Gene Ontology annotation, biological process: amino acid transmembrane transport.